Molecule: messenger RNA, 480 nt
Organism: Pocillopora meandrina
Lineage: Eukaryota; Metazoa; Cnidaria; Anthozoa; Scleractinia; Pocilloporidae
Source: the annotation of a GenBank genome assembly
AUGCAGUACGAUCACAUCAGACGGCAGUGGGCGGCGAAAUGCUCCUCUCUGAAAGCAAAAAUACCAGAAACCCACAAGACCUCCAGUACUUCUACCGCCAACAGCUCCAACGGCGUGCCUCGUGGCUGGGCCCUCAAGGCAAGGAAGUGUAGUAGACUUACGGAACAGGUGAAGAACUUCCUUCUCGAGCUAUUUCUUGUUGGUGAAGAGACUGGACGCAAGGUGACCCCGCCUUAUGCUUUAAAACGAAUACGCACACUAUGUCGGGAGGGUACUAACGAACGCUUUUUCGACAAAGAGGAGUGGCUCACAGCUCAGCAGAUUGCAAGCUAUUUUUCUAGACUGGCGACCUUAAAGAAUACCGGAAAAUUUCCGGAGGCCAGCGACAUCAACAUUGCUCACCAAGAUCUAGAGCCAUUGGAAAGAGAGAUUCGGCGGUAUAAUCUACGCGAGAGGGUGAAACAUCGGUUAACUCUGUGA